CAUGCGCCCUGGCGGUUUUCGGGCAGAGUGAGCCGAGUCGAUUGGCGCGGCGUGAAGACGGCGGCGGUCGGGGAGCAACGAGCAGCAGGCAGUGUGUGUGUGUCCUCAGCAAAGCCGACGGACACUCGCCGUGUGCAGGGACGGUCGGAAGCUAGCCUCGCCUACAGCUCUCUCCGAACCAGAGCCUUUGCAAACUCAAGUGUGAGGUUUCAAACUCGGGCCUGCGUGAGUGUUUUUACGUUGCCCCGUUUUGACAGCUCGAGCAACUUGCGAGAUGUGGUCCUUUUAACAGCUGAGGAGCAGACUUGAUCCAAACCUGCCCGCGGAGCUGCUGCGCCGAGCCUCUGGAGGAAUAACCCCAAACAGAGAGGGAGCCUCUCCUCUUUCCCCUUGCUCCUCGUUCAUGUUUGACGAACCGUGUGAAGUUUAUUUUUUGGCUUACGAAGGAGAAAAGGAAGAUCAGAAUUUACAUUCCAUUUUAUUUUGCUAAGAAGAAAAGGUACAGUGGUGUAAAUCUUGCCCAGUACAAGAGGCAAUCUUGGCCACAUUAAAAGAUAGACUUUCUCCACUGGAAAGCAAAGCUAAUUACAUAGCAUUGUAUCUUAAACAUGACGUCACAUGGAAUUCAAGCAAUACUACUCUUUUUGCUGAUACAUGGUGGGUCUACAGGUCCUUUGGCAAGAAAUGAUUGUGUACUUGCACCAGUUGAUGAAUCCCACCCAGUGAAGACAUUGCUGGAGAGCUUUACUGUCUCAUCAGGCUGUGCAAGUGGAGGAACUGCAGGUCUCCCUCAAGAGGUGCACAUUAUCAACUUAAAAAGUACUGGAAAAGACCCCGACCAUCAAGGAAAAGGAAAAAAUGCAGAAACAGAUGCCAACCAUAAAGAUAAGGUGACACUGAACUUGAGACCCAUUUCCUCAAUUGAAGUCCAUCAGAAGUCUGUGGUAUUUGUGUUGAAUUCCCCAAGACCUGUGGCUUGGAUUAUAAAGGCAAAGCAGCUGGCACCAGAAGUAAAACGUUUGUUCCACGUGACUACAAAUUCUACUGUCCAGUUUCCAACAGUAAAUUUUACCUUAUCAAAAUCAUUGGAAGAGCACUCAAUGCCUCAAGGUAGUAAACAUUUACUGCAGUGGACUCAGAAAAAAUAUGGAUCUGUGACAUCUUUCACCGAAUUGAACAAGGUUAAUAAUAUUUACAUCAAAGUAGGUGAAGAUCCUUCAUUGUUACCCACAUGCAUUAUAGAGAAGAACUUCCUGUCUCAGAAUUACCUCGGAGCUUAUUUGAAAAUGCAACCUGCACAGGGUUGUACAUCCUCAAACCCAAUAGGUGAAAAGGAGGUUCAUGUUAUUGACUUGGAAUCCCCAAGUUCGAAUCCUUACAGCAGGAUUUUCAAAGUGGACGUAGUUGUCGACAUACGGCCAAUGCAUGCAGAUACUGUGCUCUCCAGAAGUAUUUUGCUGAUCCUCAAGUGCGAGAAAGCAGUCAAUUGGGUAAUCAAGUCACAUGAUAUCAUUGGAAAGCUAGAAGUGAUUAUUUCUGACAGGGACGGUCUCAAAUUUAGCCGAGAGACAGAAGCAGCCAUGAUAGUGGUGAAGAAAACAUCAUCUAAUCUGACAUCUGCCAGGAUCGACCUUAUGCAAUGGGUUCGAGAACGUGGUCACAGCAUAAUCACUUCUUAUACAAAGGCCUCCGUUGCUAAUCAAAUACGUUUAAGGCUUCAAGAAACUGAUGAAGAAGAGGUAGAUUCCUUCCUUCCACCAGAGCUUUCUAUUCUUAGAGAGCCAUUAUGGUCACCUGAACAGGCCUUGCCUGGUGUGAAAGAAAAACUUUGGUUUCCAUUUCCCUUUGACCAAGGCAGGUUGGAUACAGCUCACAAGUUGCCGCAGAUAUCAUCAGAUAGUGCAUUUAAAAAACUAAUGAGAAAUGGAUUCCCUGAACCAGAAGAAAUUCAAACCAUUGAUAAUGUGGCCCUAUUUGUUCAAUGUGAGGAUGAAAGAAUGAUAGCUGCAAUUGAAAAGAGCAGCUUGCAGGAUGACACAUCUGCAGUAAUGCAGAUUUCUUUACUAGAUCCAAAUUGUAAAGCAAAAGUAAAUGCCACGCAUUACAUUUUGGAAUCUUCAGUCACUGACUGUGACACGACCAGGUAUCCAUCUGUGGAUGGUUCCAUCAUCUAUUUGAAUUCGAUUGUGAUGCAGGUAGAAUCCUCUGUUGAAGGAAGUGGAUGGCAGAGUGAUAAUGAAGAGUCGGGAGAUAAUGGCUUCCCUGGAGAUGGUGAUGACCCAGUUGGAGGCAAACCGAGGACCAUUCUGUUUAACUGUACGUACAAGACAGCAAGCAAGAAAUCAGAACUGCCUUCACGUCCUCAUUUCCCUUCUGUGACACAAAUCAACAAUGCAACUUUGAAUAUGGAGCUGUAUAACACAGACUUGUUCCACACUCCCUCGCAAGGAGUGCACACCGUUUCAGAAAAUCGCCCUUUAUAUGUUGAGGUCUCUAUAACUAAAUCUAACCCAGAUAUAAGUUUUGUCAUCCAAACCUGCUACAUUUCUCCAUCAUCGGACUCUGCUGCUGCUUCAGACUAUGCCAUCAUUGAAAACAUUUGUCCAAAGGAAGAGUCUGUGACCUUCUACAGUUCGCAGAAGCUCGAUUUCCUUAAUGCAGAGAUGGAAAAAAAGAGAUUCAGCUUUAUCUUUAAGCCAGUCUAUAACAUGUCCUUGGUUUUCCUUCAUUGUGAAAUUAUGUUAUGCAAUAAAAAGGACGAUGGUAGCCAAGGAUUUCCUAAUCUUCCCAAGUGUAUUCCUCCUGAUGAAGCUUGCGUUGAUGUGAAUUUCCAAUUAAUAAUGGCUAUGGCAAGAAACAGGCAAUCAUUUACAAAGCCACUGGCAGUUGUUUCUGGAAGAAUAACUCUGCCCAACCCACAAGAAAAAUUUGAUGUCCCACCUAAUGCAGAGAAACCUCGGCCUUAUAUAAUUUAUGGUCUGGAUACCCCUACAGUUGUGGGAAUUGCAUUUGCAGCAUUUGUGAUUGGUGCACUUCUGACAGGAGCUUUGUGGUACAUUUACUCUCAUACAGGUGAAACAGCUGGAAGGCAGCAGGUCCCUACAUCUCCGCCAGCAUCAGAAAAUAGCAGCACAGCUCACAGCAUUGGCAGCACACAAAGCACUCCCUGUUCGAGCAGCAGCACGCCCUAACCCUGAGGGAAGUAGCUACAAGGAAAUGGAGUAUAGAGGCAAAGUUCAAAGUGGCUAAUUGUUGGUUGGUAUCCUGAGGAUAGAAGGAAGAUCUUCAGUUGCCUCUUGAAAGCUGAUACGUACUUUCAAGACAAAAAAAAAUCAUCUAAGUUGCUGUAUACUUAGGCAAACUGACUUCCCUCGAGCGCAUAGUUACAAAAUACACAUAUGUGACAAAACUACUAAUUACCCUGAAUUGGAACUUCCUAACGAUUUGAGUUCCUUAUGUGAAAUUCGUACCAGAUUUUUUUCAGUGCUGCUUAAUUUCUAGAAUGCGGCCACUUAAUUUUAGAUAUCUUUUAUGUAAACGCCAGCAACUUUCUGAAUGAGAAUGAAAACACCAUGUUCUGAUUAACCAAAGAUGACAGUUAUAACCAUUCAGCGUUUCCAUCACACAUCAGAUUUUUUACCAGUUAGAUAGAUUCCAUAGAAACAUUGUUUAAAAGCUGUACGAACAAAACCCUCCCUCUGGGCAAUCUGCAUUUAAAUAUGCUGUUAAAUAUGUUAUCGAUUUUUAAGAAUAUUUACAGCUUUGUUAAGAAAUCAGUGUUUUAAGCUAAUUGAUAUAACAGUGAAAACAUAGACCAAAGCAGAGCUUUCUGCUGUUUGCUCAAAUUAUCUGGACAGGUGGGUUUUGAAGAUUUGUUUUUGUUCAUUUUCAAGCGUCUUGACAGCAGUUGGUAUUACUUUAAGAUGGGACUUAAAACACUCUGAAUUCCUUUUGUUUUACUUUUUUAAAAAUACUUUUUAAAAGCAGUUGUCCAUCAGUGUGAUAAAGUUGUCCCAUAUCAUGAAUGUUGUAUUUUUCAGCAGUUCAGCAGGCUGUGUUGUUCACAGUACUGACUGUUGCAUACUGUACAGUUGAAUGUAUUUUAUGACAUGAAUUAAUAAUGUAUACCUUGUAUAUAAACAUUUAUAGAGCUCUCCAGAGCAGAGUACAGAGUAUAUUAGUAACAUAUAAGCUAUAUUUUUAUUGUAUUCUGGAUUUUGGUGUAAAUGUUGCAAGGGUAGACUUGGUCAUCGAAUGAUAAUGGGGAUCUAGGCUGAGGUGGGGUCAGAUGGAACAGACUGCACUGGGGUAUGGAUGUUGCUGGAAAUGCCAGCAUUUAUCAUCAACCCCUGAUUGCCUGUGAACUGAGGAGGCAGAUAUGACCCAGUUGGAUUGGUUUGACAGCAGUGAGAAUGUCAGGUUUCCUUCCUUGUACGACAUUAGUUUGCCUCACACUCCCUCUGAAACUAGCUUUCCCAUUUAAAAUUAUAGGAUUACUGAACUUACCCUUUAUUGUUAAAUUUAUAAAAAUGAAAUUCAAUUUUAUAAAAUAUAUUAACUUUGCUAACUGUGAAUUUUUCAUUGAAUUUUGUAAUAGAUUUCUGCUACUUUGCUUUUUACUCAUUCCCCUCAGAAUGUCUGUUUGGGUAAUAGAAGUUGUUCAUUCAGAAUCCAUACUAAUGGACAGAAUUGGAAUUGCAUUAAUUAAGAUUCUAGAUGCAACCUUAACUUCAUUUUUAAGGUGGCCAUUGCCAGCUGAAGAUACUGUAUCAAAUAUAUGCACUUUUCCAAAGCUGGUAAUUGAGCUUGGAAGUAUUUUAUUGUAGGUACAGCUCCAAAAUUAAUAUUAAAAUAAUGUCAAUUAGUGAAAUCUAAUGUGCAUCCAGUAACAUGUCCUUGUAAUGAUGCAGGAAAAGAACAAAUGAUAAAGUUCAUCAUAACUGAGGCAUUUGUUGCUGUCAGUCUUUUUAUUAAUAAAAAGAGAAAAUAAUGAAGCAGGUUAGACAUCGUAUCCGGAAAGAGAAAUGAAGUUAAUAUUUCAGGUCAAAAACCCUCCAUCAGAAUGUUAACUUUGUCUUUCCACAGAUGUCUUUCUUUGUUUCAGAUUUCCAGCAUGUGUUUUUGAUUUUCAGUUAAUUUUUAUUUCCCUAUUCAGAACAUUUCUGAGAGAACAGUAAUGAAUGGAUCUAAUGAGCAAAUUAGCACUUUAUUCUCUUCUUUCUACAAACCAGGGCAAUUUCACAAUUUUAUAAAUUUUUGAAAGUUUAUGUUAAAUGAUACAGGCAAGUUAAAUGGUGUAAAGCUGUGGAUCCUAAUUACGACCUUUAGAAUUCAGCAAGGUUUUAAUAAUGUUGAGGUUAACAGUUGGAAAGUUCCCAAAAGUGAGGAUAUGCUCAGCAUAUCAGCUGUUCCACCUAUGGGGUUGUGAGCAGACCCUGGGGUAGUCCCAGCCCUUUAAAAAGGUGUAGCUGGGACAUCCUCAGAUUUUGUGUGUGUGUGUGUGUGUGUGUGUGUGUGUGUUGGGAGGGGGGAGUAUUUGCAUUUUACUGAGAAUGGAUGUGGGACUUUUGUUGAGAAAGGUUAGGAGUCACUGAUGUAAAGUACACAAUGACAUCAUCCAUUAAUCUUUUUACGUAAAAUAAAGUUUUCCCUGGCAUGACCUACUGACUACUUUGUAAUAUUACAGAUUAUCUGGUAGCUUGUUGCUGGGUGGCAAUUAAAGUUAGCAUCUUUCAGGCUGCUGUCACUGUAGUACUAUUUUUUCUUGUUUUUUUUCCAUGAUUGGAAAAAUACCCUACAGGAAUGUUUCUCUUGCCACAAUAUAAGUUGAAAAUAUUUGGGAGUUAGCUCACUGCCUGGGAAAAAAAAAUGCCCUCCACUUUGCUUCAAACUGCACAUUAAUCUGCUUUUUAAAUUGUAUGUAAAAUAUUUUGUAUAAUGGAAUUAUAUGCAGAUAUAAAAAUGCAUUUGGGCUAACAUUGCAACGAUGCAUAAAAAUGAAUGUAAUUUCCUAUGUCUUCUUGCCUUUGUUUUCUCUUUGACUUUUGAUCUGUUUUUGGAGAGGAUUACUGAAAGAAUUGGGAGUAAUUGGAUUGCUUUAAACAUUAUGGUAGGUUCACUCUAGUGAUUCAAUGUGAACUUUGGCAGCUCUGUACUUAGAAAUUUCAGAGGAUAUGUACCUUUUGCAAAUUUGGAUGUUUGUAUAAUAUAUUACUGUUGGAGAAACAAUUCAAUUGAGAUUGUAAAUUUUCUGUUCUUCAUACUUCAUUUGUCUUUCCCUUUAAAAAUAUAUCUACCUCACUGUUUUACUUAAAGGAACAAGGCCAGUCCUGCUGGUUGUACUAUUUGAUUUUGUAAGUAUUAGCAGGUGGUGUCUGUACCUACUUAAUAGGGCUGCGUUCUGCUCAUGUCUAUUUUUCAUAUGCUGUUGAAAAGGGAUUUAUGUGAAAAUUUAAAAAAUGUUGAUCUUUUGUCAUACUAUAUAAUUAUGUUAAAUAAAGGUGUA
Molecule: messenger RNA, 6505 nt
Organism: Mobula hypostoma (lesser devil ray)
Lineage: Eukaryota; Metazoa; Chordata; Chondrichthyes; Myliobatiformes; Myliobatidae
Gene: tgfbr3
Product: transforming growth factor, beta receptor III
Exons: 17
Coding region: 609-3191 (860 amino acids)
Biological process (GO): transforming growth factor beta receptor signaling pathway; epithelial to mesenchymal transition; regulation of transforming growth factor beta receptor signaling pathway
Cellular component (GO): cell surface
Molecular function (GO): type II transforming growth factor beta receptor binding; transforming growth factor beta receptor activity; transforming growth factor beta binding
Source: RefSeq, a predicted model, not a curated record